AUGCGUCUCGACUGGGACAUUCUCGUCGAGAUCAUGUCCGUUCUCAGUCGUGCGGACGCAAGCCGUAUGUCGCGUACAUGCCGGGUCUUGCUACACGCUGCCCCACCCACUCUGCUGAAAGGCCAAGUGGUGCUAUGGUCGAUGACGUAUCUGCUCUCAUUCCAUCAGUUCAUGUUCCGGGACAAGCACAAGUGCUUUCAUCAUCUCCGCGUCCUGAUCCUAAAAGACGCAAUCCACCACAUAACCGGGGCAGGCGAUCUACUAGUUGACAUAUUCACGCAUUCCACGGACCUCGAACGCCUAAAAGUCUUUACUAGCGAGUUGAUAGAUGCAGAUGAUCGUAUUCCUCCUGCACUGUCCGCUUUAAAGCAGCUCCAUACCAUCGAACUCUUCAGCAUAACUGAACACACAAUCGAUAUGCUCAAGCAGAUUCAAGCUCCCCUUACCACGGCCAGAGUCUCUCUUGGUCGCCUUAUCGGGCCUGGUGGGCGGGCGGGCAUAGAUCCCAUCUCGAUCUUCGCCCGUUUCAAGGACUAUCUGCGAGUUGUGGACGUCAUUCAUGCGGAGUUCGCUAGUGCGGGAUUCCGGUAUUCGCGCGUUGAUACCCUCAGCGUCAUAUACAUCAAUAACGAGCUGAGACCCCUUUUGCACUGCUUCCCUAACCUCAAGAAUCGUCAACUACUUCCCAUGCCGAGUCUACGAUGGAGACCAUUGAACGAUCGACACGUAGAGGAGCAGCGCCGCUUCAACAUGACUUCGCCUACUUCAUGGUCGUCUUUCAAUCGCCUCAUAGGGACGGAUCCGCGAUCGGGCUCUCGUGAGCUACCAGUCGAAGACAUUGAUGUCCAUGCGAUCGCGGAAAACGCCAUGCGCUACAUACCGACCAUCCAGCGUGUCGGAAUCAACAUCGGCCAAAAGCCGUACAUGUACGAGGUUCAGCAAAAGGAGGAGCAACAUAAUUUGAGGAGUCUGGUCGCAUUACCAUCGGAUAUGGCGGUGAACGCCGAAUUUGCUCUCUACCAGGGGACAUGGUGAUACGAAUGAGAUGUGUUCUAUGCGUCACAUCUCAUGCUCUGUCUCUCGACCAAAAACUGAACCGUCUUCCUCUGCCAUAGUGUACG
This is a messenger RNA of Phanerochaete carnosa HHB-10118-sp, 1121 nucleotides long. RefSeq lists its product as uncharacterized. The record is from RefSeq and is a predicted model, not a curated record. The coding region runs from base 1 to 1035 and encodes 344 amino acids. The transcript is spliced from 2 exons. NCBI's taxonomy places the organism in Eukaryota, Fungi, Basidiomycota, Agaricomycetes, Polyporales, Phanerochaetaceae.